AUGGUUGAUGUUGCAUCUCUAAUCAGUGGUUUGAUUUCAAAUUUGACACCUCUGAUUAAGGAUGAAUUCUCGUUGUUUUGGAAUUAUAAGAAUGAUGUUCAAAAUCUAUCGAGCACGCUAUCUGCAAUUAAUGCCGUACUCAAAGAUGCUGAGAGAAAGACCAUGCAGGAGAAGGACGAACAAACGGGAGAUUGGUUGCGAAAACUUAAAGAUGUAUUGUAUGAAGUUCGGGACAUCAUGGAUGAGUGCACCUUUGAAGAUCUUCGUCUUCAAGUCAAAAGGCGUAAUGCCUCCUCUUCAACCCGGAUCAAGGUAAACAACUUUAUCACCCAUCCUUUUAGCAAUACUAAGAUGCGUCACAAAAUUGGUCACAAAAUUAAGGAUGUUCAAGAGAAGCUAGACCAAAUUUCUUCGGAGCGCCAAAAGUUACAUUUGCGUGAAUCUAUUCCAAACUCAAAAAUAGACAAGUUUACUAGUAGUUGGCGUGAAACAAUGUCUCUUUGUAGUAGUAAUCAAGUGUAUGGGAGAGAUAAGGAGAAGAAAGAGAUUAUUGAUAUUCUACUCAAUAAUACAUCUAGUGCUUCUAAAAAACUAUCUGUUCUGCCCAUUGUUGGAAUUAUUGGGGGUCUAGGCAAAACAACACUUUCCCAGAUGGUCUUCAAUGACGAUGAGGUUUCUAAGCAUUUUGAUACCAAACUCUGGGUUUGUGUUUCUAAUGAAUUUAACAUUAAGUUGGUGAUCAAAUCCAUCUUAGAAGAAGAAAAGGCAGAAGCUUCCUUAGAAGAAUUGCAGAAAAAAGUUAGAGAUAAAUUGAGAGGGAAAAGAUAUUUGAUUGUAUUGGAUGAUGUUUGGAAUGAAAAGAAAGAGGAAUGGGCUCAGUUGAGAUCUAUAUUAGAUUGUGGAUCAAAUGGUUCUUUCGUCCUUACCACGACACGUAAAAAGAGUGUGGCAACCAUAAUGAAAACAAUUGCCUAUUUUGAGUUACUGCCACUCUCUAACGAUGAUUGUUGGCUACUAUUCAAAGAACGUGCAUUUGAGAAUGGAAAACCAAAACAUCACAACUUCAUUAAUAUUGGUAAAGAAAUAGUUGGGAAAUGCAAGGGUGUUCCUUUAUUGGUCAAGGCAUUGGGAAGUCAACUGAGCUUUGGCGAGGACGAAAAAGAAUGGCGUAGAAUAAGAGAUAGUGAGAUAUGGGAGAUAUUCCUAAAUGAAGAAUCUGAUCUCUUGCCUAUUCUACAGUUGAGUUUCUAUGACCUCCCUUAUCAUCCGAGAAGAUGUUUUGUGUUUUGUGCUAUAUUUCCCAAGGAUACUGAAAUUGAAAAGGAGAGAUUAAUCCAAAUGUGGAUGGCCCAUGGUUUGAUUCCUACAUUAAAAAACCAAGAAUUGGAAGAUGUUGGGAAUGCAAUUUGGAAGGAGUUGUGCUGGAGAUCCUUUUUUCAAGAUGAAAAAGAGAACAAAGAUUGGGAUGAUAGAGUUUAUACAGCAGGUAUGAUGCAUGAUCUUAUGCACGAUCUUGCCCAAUCUUUAAUGAAAGAUGAAUAUUAUACGAUGGAUGCUAACAGCUCAAGUGAUGGGUUAGGAGAACAAAUUCGUCAUGUCACAGUAAAGGUUAAUGAGGUAGACAAAACAUCAGUUUGUUCUCUUAAAACAGUUGGAGGGCUGCAAUCAAUAAUGCUCCAUGGAAGAGAUAAUGGAGAUGCCGCAAAGGAGAUUUUGAGUGUCCUGAAGGAACUUCCGGCUUUACGUGUCCUUGAAGUAUGCUCUCUUGUGAAAUGUCAAUAUUUGUCUCAUGUGGGAAGUCUAAAACAUCUGAGAUACUUAGACAUUUCCGACUCUGAAUCUCAAUAA
Molecule: messenger RNA, 1848 nt
Organism: Impatiens glandulifera
Lineage: Eukaryota; Viridiplantae; Streptophyta; Magnoliopsida; Ericales; Balsaminaceae
Product: putative disease resistance protein RGA1
Exons: 2
Coding region: 1-1848 (615 amino acids)
Biological process (GO): defense response to other organism
Molecular function (GO): ADP binding
Source: RefSeq, a predicted model, not a curated record